Strongylocentrotus purpuratus (purple sea urchin) is the source of this 2871-nucleotide messenger RNA. RefSeq lists its product as uncharacterized. Lineage: Eukaryota; Metazoa; Echinodermata; Echinoidea; Camarodonta; Strongylocentrotidae. The record is from RefSeq and is a predicted model, not a curated record. Gene Ontology annotation, biological process: mitochondrial respirasome assembly. The transcript is spliced from 4 exons. Bases 94 to 486 code for a protein of 130 amino acids.
UAAUUUCAGAUUAAUUGAGCUGUGGCAAAUUUGCUUUGACUUACUGGCAGAUUUUACAGUUACACGUGUGCUGAUUCUUUAUUUUCAUUGAAAAUGGCUACAAGAAGGAGAGGAAAUGUGGACAACCAGCCGCCCAGUGUUAGUUUAACUGAAGGAUUACCGUCCGUAUGGCAGAGAGCUUUCAGCGCCAAGUCACAAUGGCCUGAGAAGGAUGAAUUUUUAGAUGUGAUCUACUGGAUGCGACAAACUAUAGCUAUUCUAGCUGGUUUGGGCUGGGGCCUGUUACCUUUUCGUGGAUUUUUCGGAAUUGCAAUUUUUUGUGCCCUGAACGCUGGUAUCUUGUAUAUCUACUUCACAUCAUUUCAGCAAGUUGAUGACGAUGACUUUGGUGGACCUUGGGAACUCACUAAAGAAGGCUUCAUGUCUUCAUUUGCAUUAUUUAUGGUUGUGUGGAUUAUAGUCUACUCUGCAGUCUUUUUUGAUUGACAAAGUAACAGAGAGCGGCAUUUGUCUCAACUGGUUGCCAUUAGACAUCAAGAACUAAUCAGUUAUCCUGGAGUUACUCUCCUAUGGGAGAAAAACAUGGCCGCACAACCUGUAAUUUUGAUACAAAGGAACAAUCAACAUCCAUGUUUUGAAUCUCAAUCUACUUUUAAGCAUUCCAUGUGUAUGUUCAUUAAGGAGUUCCUGCAAUGCUUUCCUAUCAAGUCAUCUGCAACGUGACUUCUUUUGAAAGGGCAAAGUGUACGAAAUGCUUGAAAACAUACUUGGAAGCACACUCAACUGACUGCAAAAUUCACACAAGAUAUAUAUGGGAACAUGAUGCCGUUCUCUGGACCAGUUAUUAUAGAUGUCUACAUGCAAGUGUUCAUUAGAUAAGAGGUAUUUGUCACAAAAUGAACAAGCCUUGAAAGGGACAAGAAAAAGUGUUGCACGACUGAGAAGAGAGAGAGGCAAAAAUGUAGGUUUGUGAAAAACUAGAAUUCAUGCUUAAAACAGUAAGUAGUUAUGCUGCAAAGGUUGUUAUUCUCAAGGUGCAUACUCUGAUCAUACAACUUUUCUUUACUGGGAGGUCCAUUUCUCAAAAUGCUUUAGGUUAAUCUGAACAUGUAAUGUGCAGGUUGGAAAUUUGUUAAACCAUAGUUGCUAAAAAUUUAGAAAGAACGGACCUUGUAAUACUUCAUAUUAACAAAUUUUAGAAUAAUAAUCACAAACCGUCGAUCUGGCGCUGCUCAGUGGCUGUUGGGCUCACGAUCAAUUGGGCAAAAAGAAUUUCCGUUUCGGUUUAAUAAAAUUUGGAGUGGACUAUUAGGCUAUUAUUAUUAUUAUUAUAAACCAUAUUCAACUCCAGAUUUUAUACAAAGGGAAAAAUCAUCAUGGCCUAAAAUAAAUUGGAUCUCGAAAUUGACAUUACUAUUGAAUUAUGAUUGAAGUAUAGCUGCAAACUUAUUUGAUGUCCCGAAUUUGAAAUAGCGAGAUAAAGGUAUGAUAGUAUAGCCUAGUAGAAUUGCAUUUGUUUUUUGUUGUUCUUAAUUGUAUUUAUACUUGUUUUAUGAUGAAUUAUACAACUUCAAACUUGUUAAGAAAAGAAAAUAAAUAAUUAAGAACAUGUUCACAAUUUUACUCAUCAUUUUGUUGUCGUUUCUUUCACCUAAAAUGUCUUUAGUAGAAAUGUCUUCAUGUUUUUUUCUGUCGGUGUAGUUGGUAUUAUUACGACUAUUCACAGCACUGUGAAUAGCUUUCAGCCAUUCAGGUCUACAUGUGUGAGAAAUGACAAUCUUUUUUUUCAAACCUGUAAUUUGUGCUUGAGCUUAAUUCAUCUAUUUUCUCGCCUUGUUGGAUGUGAUUUGAUCCAGUGUAUUUUACAUAGACUCAAGUCCGAGUCAUGGACUCUUUAUUCACGGGUACAAAAUUUUCUCUUUACUCGAUUAUAUAACGUGUGAAUAAAUCUAUUAAUAUCCACACACCAUGAAAGUUGAAAUCAAUGUGUGCGACUACUGACUUGGAACAUACUGGUACAAAAACCAUGACCAUGUGAUCUGAUCCUCGUAGUGAAUAAAGAAGAAUUUGUCAGUGUCAUAUUUUUACAUUUUCUGCAUGUAUUUGGUGUUAUAUGUGUAUACAUGUAAUUGUGUCCAUACACCUUUGAUACAGGUACAUGUACUAAAUUUAAUAUAUUAAUUAUAAUCAUUAACUGAUGAUAAGAAUGACAAGUUAAGACAUUCUCUUUUAAUAGUCAAAUUUCUAAUUAUUUAACUUCAAAGGCAUUUGCAGCUUAAGUGUAUUUAUAUUCACAGUUCUUCUAUAGAGUAAAAAUUCUUAAAAUGGCACAGAGAAUUACAGUAACAGUUGAUAAUUUUAGGCAUUUUAGAACACUCUUGCAUACAAAUAUUCCCCCAUUUAACAUGAUUAUGUUGUGAAUAUAGAUCAAAUUGAUAUGUAAAGCUCAUGGCAUUAAAUGUAUUGGUUAGCUAUAGUGGUUAUAUUCAGCACUUGUUUUCUUUCUCAUUAUUUUGUUCUCCAUUAGUUAGGAGAGCUCGGUUCUCUUUGAUCUCCAUUCAUCUAUUACCUUGUAGAUAAGUUACCGGUAAGCGCUUAUGAGUUUAGCAUUCAAUGUAAUGUAAUGCACAUGAAAUUAAAUGUACUGAUUAGCUAUAUGUGUUAUUGUUAUAGUCGGCACCUGUUGUUUCGUUUCUAGAUUAUUAUUUUUUUCUCCAUUAGCUCACAGAGAUCAGCCCUGCAAGUAGCAAGUAGGAAUGAAUUCUCAUUACAUAGAAAUGUGUGUAUUAAUCGAUGCAAUUGAAAAGUUUGAAAUACAUGAAUUUGAAUAAAACUUGUAAAGAAAAGUGUAAUAAAUUUAAGUUUUCAUUU